AUGUCAAGGUGUGUCAAGGUCUCGCCCUCCCAUCAACCUUGUACACUCAGGGGACAUUUGCACACCAAUGUCCCCAGCGAAGAAGGAUAUAAUUGUCUCACAUCAUUUUCUGUGUCAUGAAGCUUUUCCACUGAGUUUUAUGAGACUGAGGGGUUCCUGCCCCCACGCCUGACCGAUGCCUCAGGCAGUUUGGGACAUGUAUAAAAGAGCUGAAAGCCUCACAGCCUCUAUCCAGAUUCCUGCUCUUGACUCUCCUGAUCAAACGGGUAAGUGCAGCUCUUGGAGCCUCUUGCAGAUCUCUCCCUGCCUCCCUUGACAGAGUUUCUUGCCCUCACCCUUGCCUAAUCCCUGAUGCAUUUUCCAGGACUCCUUGCCUGCCUGAAAGAUGUCCUGCUCCAGCCUGUGUGCCCCUUCCUGUGGGGUGGCCGCCCCGUGCCCAGUGGCUGACACCACCAACGAGCCCUGCGUGCGUCAGUGCCAGAGCUCCUCGGUGGUGAUCCAGCCCCCAGCCACGGUGGUCACCUUCCCCGGACCCAUCCUCAGCUCCUUCCCUCAGCACAGUGCUGUGGGCUCAGCGGGAGUCCCUGCCAUUGCUGGGGGUUACGGUGGCAGUUUUGGAGGCUAUGGUGGUUAUGGAGGCUAUGGGGGCUAUGGAGGCCUUGGUGGCUAUGGGGGCUAUGGAGGCUAUGGUAGCUGUGGAGGCUAUGGAGGCUUUGGUGGCUAUGGAGGCUUUGGAGGCUGCGGAUAUGGCGGCUGGCGCCGGGGCCGCUCAUACCUCAGUGGCAGCUGUGGGCCCUGCUAACCACACACUGGGUACGGCCACAGACAUGGGUGAGCUCCAGAAGAUACCCUGGCACAUCCCAACAUGACGCUCUGUGGAGGAACAUUCCUUCGGUACUGCUGGGAUCCAGAGCUCGGAAGUCUCUGGCCUGCUUGAAGCCCAAGUCUGCCUUUCUCCUGCCCUGCUUGAGCUUCACUUCAGGACGUACUGUCCCCUGACAAAGCUGUCACAUGCUGC
Messenger RNA from Pezoporus occidentalis (night parrot), 1018 nucleotides. Its product is annotated as claw keratin-like. The transcript has a single exon. NCBI's taxonomy places the organism in Eukaryota, Metazoa, Chordata, Aves, Psittaciformes, Psittacidae. Gene Ontology annotation, cellular component: intermediate filament. Gene Ontology annotation, molecular function: structural constituent of cytoskeleton. The record is from RefSeq and is a predicted model, not a curated record. The coding region runs from base 386 to 802 and encodes 138 amino acids.